Molecule: messenger RNA, 2761 nt
Organism: Olea europaea var. sylvestris
Lineage: Eukaryota; Viridiplantae; Streptophyta; Magnoliopsida; Lamiales; Oleaceae
Exons: 3
Coding region: 635-2446 (603 amino acids)
Source: RefSeq, a predicted model, not a curated record
UAAUUUGUUCAGUUUUUUCAUGUUUAUCUAAUUAUCUUUGAAGUUAAGAGAAGUGAAGAUAUAACUUUGAUUUGGAUUCUCUCCCCCGUUUAUGUAGUUUUGCAUUAAUAAAAGUUGCCAUUUGGUUGGCUUAAUUUAGCAAGAUUUAUUUAAUGUGGAAAUAGAAUUUUAUUUGAGAUUGUAUAAAAUUAUUUUCUGCUUCAUUUUAUGUAGUUUUAGAUUUUUAUUUUUAAUUUUCUAUUUUUCUGAGAGCUGUGUGAAUCUACCUGGGCUAUUGCUAUUGUAUAAAUUUCUGAGCUUCGUGCAUAAGUUGUCAGAAAUCAACAUGCUGAUGUAGAAACGAACUUGAGCUAGAAAUCAUUUGCAAUCUGUGAAAUCUUGAAACUGCCCUGGAUAAUGAUAUUCGGUGAGGAUAUUGAAGGACUGCCAUCGUGGAGACUCUUCUCAUCGUGGAGACUCUUCAUAAGAAUGACAACCAACUUGAAACUUCAAUGAAUGGUUGUCUCAUAGGAUCAAUUGCACGGAAGAAAGGUCAAUGUUAAGUGGUAUGCCUUUAGCUUGCUUACAGACAAGAAUCUAGAAGUGACGAGUGUGUGUUUAUUCUUAAAGUUUUCUUCACUGUUUGAGUUGGAAGAUGGAAAACACAAAUACCCAUUUGGGGAAAGAUGAUCAGAACGAUGAAGUGCCAGUGGAAUGUGCGGGUGAAAAUCGAGAAUCAGCCAAUGAAAAUCUUUUGUCCAAAACAUGUAUAAGAAAGAUAGAGCCAGGGCACACACUGUUGUUAAAUGUUAGGCGAUCACCAACUAGUGAAAAUUGCAGUGAGAAGUUGUUCCUUCAAAAUGUUAAUGGUAUACAUAGUAAAAUUCCAAUGCACAUAUUAAGCUUUGAUGAGAAAUAUGUUCUUCGUUGCCUUGAAAUAAUACGCACAUAUGCCUUGAGAGCAGCAGCACAGAGUUUCGCUUCAAAAAUGGAAAUUUUGUCAGAUGCCAACGGAAGUUCAUAUAAAAUAGCUAGAUUAGGCAAUCAAUUUCCUUUGGUUGCAGAAACUGAAAGUAUCGUAGUAAGCCCUGCUAGUGACUGGAUUAUGAGCCGGGUGACUGGUAGCAAGAGUGUGAUGAACAUAUUGAAGAGCCCAUUACUUCACCAGUUUGGCACCUUCGACAGUGAUGUCAGUUUUGGAAGAAGAAUACCUGAUGUCAGUAGAGAAGUUUGUUCCUAUUCUGUGAAUUCUAGCUGUUCAGAGCAUAAGGUACGAAAGGAGGUUACUGUUCUUGAUCAUGGAUAUGGAUCUGUGCGUGCACAUAAAAGGCAUAUAUCCGUAUCAAGCACAAACUCUACUUGUUCUGAACAGACGUCUUCUUCUGUAUCUUCUGGAAUGUAUCAAGGAAUGCUGCAAAUUAUAUGGAAGGAUGGGUUGCCACACCAUGUUUUCUCCAUAGAUGAGAAGGAAGUCUAUAUAGCCAAUUUGUCAAAGGCCGAGUCACCAGAAGAUAGGGUUUUGGAUUAUGUUUACACAUUUCAUUCAAGUAAAAAUGGACACAAAGAACGUGAUAUUUGUAAACAUGGGUUAGAAUUUGUUGGGAAGAUGCGAGUCUCUACUUCAAUCACAUUAUGUUCAAACAACUCGAAAAUGCGGGAAACUCAUUUUGUUUUAUCUGGUUUCAAUGGCAAUCCCAUAGGAGAGAUGCAGGCCUCAAGUAGUGCCCUGAGGAAGAAUAAGAGAUUGACAAGGAAGUUAGUGAAUGCUUUCAGGUCAAAGCAGAGAUCGUCUUCCAAAUUUGGGGGGACAAGUGCCAUUUUUGAAGAGACUUCUUGGGACCCACCCCGAGAUAUGAAAAACAGUCUCGACCCAGAUGAUGGCAGUGCAGAAAAUCAAUAUGUUGCAAAUCUUGAGUUGGCUGCCAUUGUUGUGAAAGACCAUGUUUGCAACAAUCGUAAGGAGGCAGGAGUUGGAGGAUGGGGAUUGAAGUUUCUAAAAAAAACUAGAAAUAAUCCAUUAUUAGAGACCUCAAUACCUUCUGAAUUUUGUCCGCGAAACAGUGGCGAAUGCUCAACAAGCACGAACAUUCUCGUACCAGCAGGUUUUCACGGGGGACCAAGAACUAGAAUCGGUGGUCCUUCAACUCUUAUUGAUAGGUGGAUCUCUGGUGGGCAUUGUGACUGUGGGGGCUGGGAUACAGGGUGCCCACUAACAGUACUCAAUGCCAGGUCUAGCGGCGGUGAUGCAUCCUCUCAGGCAGAUAAUUCAGAAGAAUGCAAGUCGUAUGAUUUCUUUAUACAGGGUUCGAAGCAAAACACACCGAUAAUGAAAAUGGUGAAUAUCCACGACGGUUUAUAUUACAUCCAUUUCCAAUCAACUCUAUCUGCACUACAGUCUUUUGCUAUAGCUGCUGCAAUUAUUCAUUCUCGUAGCCCUUCUCUACGAUCCAAAGUGUACAGGAGUUGAGGCGACAAAGUUCAGGUUUUAGUUUGCACAAAAUACAGCUUUUACGCAUGUUUAUUUACCAUGUGUUAGUAUGCUAAUUCUUUUAUCAUGGGAAUUGGUUUCUCUAAUGCCAAAUUGCUUCUAUUUUCGAGGUUACUUGGCUCUGAUGUAACAAAUAUAUCUGCUGCUGUAUUCCUGGCAUAGUGUUACUUUAGGUCAACAUACAGAUUUCCUUCACUGGGAUAUGAACAUUGAAUCCUAAGUUCAGUCAGUUAUCUGCAUAAUAUUACAACGAAAAAUUAAGUUCGAUUACCAAUAAAUUUAGGGUUCUCUACA